AUGCUGCUUGUUCUGCUUGGCCUGGCUUCAGCCUUCUGGUAUCUCCUGUUCAGAAUAAAUUUGAAUCUGCUGGGUGGCGGCGAUUUGACGGAGAACGGCAUCCCAGCAUGCCCUCAGGUCGAUGCAAUUCAUCCGGUCAAGCACUCUAUCUUGCAUUCACAGUUGGAGGUCCUGUACGGCUGGGAGGGCUUUAAGCUGAGCGUCUACAGCCGACUCGGGAGAGCGAUCCAAAUCCCGACCGAGUCCUAUGAUGAUCUGAAGCCUGUUGGCCAGGAUCAGCGUUGGGAUAUCUUCGGAACGCUCCAUGAAUAUCUCGAGACCGCCUUCCCGCUCGUAUGUUGUCCCCGUCGAUCCUUCAACGGUAAAUCAGUGGGAGCACCCGCCAUAUUCUGGCCAAUACGACGGUUCGAGCUCUUUGGUUUCGCGCGAGAGUGCUCACGAAUACCUGAUAUAGGAAAGUGGAUCUGGGGUCGUGGGUCUGUCGAUGAUAAAGCGGACUUGAUAACCCAACUUGUUACGGUAGACGCACUCCUCAAACACGGAUUCUCUCCGUCCCGUACCAUAGUCCUAGCCUAUGGAAUAGAUGAGGAGGCCUCUGGCCAAGAGGGUGCGGGGAAAUUGGCAGGCUACCUGGAGCAGGCAUACGGCAAGGAUGGAUUCGCGAUUUUAAUCGACGAAGGAGGCGGCUUCAAAAACUUGGGUGGCGGCGACGUCAUCAUGGCCGCGCCUGACAUAUCCGAGAAAGGGUACCUCGACAUCGGCAUCCAAGUGAACACCAAAGGCGGGCACUCCAGCAUCCCGCCCGCACACACGAGCAUCGGCAUGCUCUCCUCCAUGAUCGUCCACCUCGAAUCCCACGCCCACUCGCCCCAACUCCGUCGUAGUGGCACACCUUUUUCGCUCGCGCAGUGUCUCGCCGCUUACGACCCCUCCUUCCCGCCGGAACUGCGACGGCUUGCAGCAGAGGCGCUUUCGGAUGACAGGGCCCUGGAGCAGUUCAAGGAAGGAUUGGUUUCCCUCUUCCCUGUAUGGGAGGCGACGCUCAAAACAACUCAGGCGGUGGACCUUGUUAGCGGCGGGGUUAAGGUUAACGCCUUGCCUGAGAGCGCAGAAGCCGUAGUGAAUCAUCGGAUCGCUGAACAUAGUUCUGUCCGUGAAUUACAGGAGCACAUCACAACGCUUCUUUCACCCAUCGCAGAGACGCAUAACUUGACUGUCAAGGCCUUCGGAGAAGAAGUUUCAGCCGGCGAAACGGCAGCGGGAGAACUAGUGCUCUCCGAUGCGUUCUAUAACGCUCUGGAAGUGUCGCCUGUCACUCCCUUCUUCGGGUCUGCGCCGGCACGGUUGCUCUCCGGGACUAUCAAGGCCACUAUAGAAAGCUCAACGAGAUACAAUGCCAACCACGUCGUGGUUGCGCCUUCCUUUGCUAAUGGUAACACGGGUAACUGAAUCCGCUCUACCAGAGCUCCCCUACUUGACGAGCCGCCAGAUACCAAGUCCUAUUGGAACCUGACUCGGCACAUCUUCCGAUACUCUCAUCGCAACGAGGAGAAGGAAGUGUACGGUGACAUUCAUACAGUUAACGAAGCCAUUCUGGCGGAGAGUGUCAUGGAACAAGUCCGUUUCUUUACUAGGUUCAUUCUCAACGCGGAUGAGUCUGACUUGAUAUGAAUACAACGACGUCAAUGUUGCCAUGCCGGAAAUUUAGUUUGUCUCUGGAGAGGUGAUAUACGUAUAUGGCCAAUAGCGAUAUACAACAGAAAAUACCACAGUACAAUUUGACAAAUUGUAAAGCAGCAAGUCACUUAAUCAC
Molecule: messenger RNA, 1813 nt
Organism: Gloeophyllum trabeum ATCC 11539
Lineage: Eukaryota; Fungi; Basidiomycota; Agaricomycetes; Gloeophyllales; Gloeophyllaceae
Exons: 10
Coding region: 1-1449 (482 amino acids)
Cellular component (GO): fungal-type vacuole lumen
Molecular function (GO): carboxypeptidase activity
Source: RefSeq, a predicted model, not a curated record